CUGUCCGUCCGUCUCAACCAACACAGCAUCUCUUCUUUUCUCCUCUCUUCUAUUUGUCACAUCAUGUCUGCAAACGGCGCCGACGGGGACCUACUGCAGAUCCCUCUGGGUCUCAUCAACAGCGAGGGGAAGUAUCUGACGGCGGAGACCUUCGGCUUCAAAAUCAACGCCUCGGCCAGCAGCCUGAAGAAAAAGCAGACAUGGACCCUGGAGCAGACCGGGGAGGACGGCAGCGUCGUGUUCCUCCGGUCCCACCUGGGCCGCUACCUUGCCACGGACAAAGACGGAAACGUGACUGCGGACAGCGAGACUCGGGGCCGGGACUGCCGGUUCGUCAUCACUGAAGCCGACGGGCGGUGGUCGCUGCAGUCCGAGCCACACGGUCGGUUCCUCGGUGGCAGCCAGGACCGGAUCACCUGCUUUGCUCAGACAGCCUCACCGGCGGAGCAGUGGAGCGUGCACCUGGCCGUGCACCCGCAGGUCAUCCUCUACAGCUUCGCGCGUAAACGCUUUGCGCACCUGAGCCCCCAGGAGGUGUCAAUAGACCGGGAUGUCCCCUGGGGGGUCGACUCGCUUGUGACAUUGGUGUACCGGGACCAGCGCUACCAUCUGGAGACGUCUGACAAUCGAUUCCUCCGCAAUGACGGCAGCCUGUCCACAAAAACGGACAAAGACACCGGGUACAUGCUGGAGUUCCUCUCCGGUAAAGUGGCAUUCCGCGACUGCAAUGGUCGCUACCUGGCACCUAUAGGCCCCACCGGCACAAUGAAGUCUGGGAAGGGCACCCGGGUCGGGAAGGAUGAACUGUUUGGCCUGGAGCGGAGCCACGCGCAGGUCGUGCUGACUGCGGGGAACGAGAGAAACGUCUCCACGAGGCAAGGCAUGGACCUGUCAGCCAAUCAGGAUGAAGAAGGGGACCAGGAAGUCUUCCAGAUGGAGAUGAGCCGUGAGGACAGGAAGUGUGCCUUCAGGACUGCUGCUGGGAAAUACUGGACCCUGACAGCAACUGGAGGACUGCAGUGCACCGCCUCCACCAAGUCUGCCAACAGUUUCUUUGAACUGGAGUGGCGUGACGGUCGUGUGUGUGUACGUGCAGCAAACGGCAAGUAUGUGAUCGCCAAGAAGAACGGACAACUAGCUGCUACUGUUGACAGCCAAGGAGAGGCUGAGCAGUUCCUGAUGAAGCUGAUCAACCGUCCAAUCAUUGUCCUGCGUGGAGAACAUGGUUUCAUCGGGGCUCGUAAAGCAGGAACUGCGACUCUCGAUUCCAACCGAGCAUCUUAUGAUGUUUUCCAGCUGGAGUUCCACAACGGAGCCUACGCCCUGAAAGACUCCCAGGGGAAGUAUUGGUGUGUUGGAGACGAUACAGCAGUGUCGUGCAGCAGCGCCACACCUGUCCAGUUCCUAUUUGAGUUCUGCGACCUCAACAAGAUGGCAAUCCGUGCUCUGGGAGGGAAGUACCUUAAAGGAGACCACGCUGGGGGGCUAAAGGCCAGCGCCGACUCCGUGGAUAAUGCCACCCUUUGGGAAUACUGAGAAAGCACAACCGGACUCCACCAGUAUCUGACAUGAUGCUUCUAACUAUUGAUAGAUUCUGUAGGUAGCUGUUUUUUUGCAUUGUGUGUGUGUGUGUGUGUGUGUGUGUGUGU
Scomber japonicus (chub mackerel) is the source of this 1649-nucleotide messenger RNA. RefSeq names its product fascin-like. The transcript has 5 exons. The coding region runs from base 64 to 1536 and encodes 490 amino acids. The record is from RefSeq and is a predicted model, not a curated record. NCBI's taxonomy places the organism in Eukaryota, Metazoa, Chordata, Actinopteri, Scombriformes, Scombridae. Gene Ontology annotation, cellular component: cell projection membrane; ruffle; growth cone. Gene Ontology annotation, molecular function: protein-macromolecule adaptor activity; actin filament binding. Gene Ontology annotation, biological process: cell migration; actin filament bundle assembly; establishment or maintenance of cell polarity.